This is a messenger RNA of Ahaetulla prasina, 2906 nucleotides long. Its product is annotated as leukocyte cysteine proteinase inhibitor 1-like. The record is from RefSeq and is a predicted model, not a curated record. Lineage: Eukaryota; Metazoa; Chordata; Lepidosauria; Squamata; Colubridae. Gene Ontology annotation, molecular function: cysteine-type endopeptidase inhibitor activity. Gene Ontology annotation, cellular component: cytosol. The transcript is spliced from 3 exons. The coding region runs from base 1256 to 1558 and encodes 100 amino acids.
UCCAAAUAACCACAUCCAAAGCUUUUCAUCUCCCAACCCCCUCCCCAUUACAUAAAAUAACUUUCUAAUUAUUCAAAGGCAAUCUGAUAUUUCUUAAUCUGAUAUCUGUUUUGUAGAUAAUCAAUCCAUUUUUUCCAUUCAAUUAAAUAUCUUUCCUGCGUAUUGUCUUUUAAAAAAGCUGAGAUUUUAGCCAUCUCAGCCAAAUUAAUGACUUUCAGUAUCCAUUCUUCUAUUGUAGGUACCUCUUCUUUCUUCCAGUAUUGUCCAAUCAACAGUCUUGCUGCUGUUAUUAAAUUCAAAAUCAAUUUAGUCUCAAUCCCUGUACAAUCCGUUAUAAUUCCCAAAAGGAAAAAUUGUGAAGACCACCCUCUUUUUAAUACCAAGAUUAGUAGUAGAACAACAAUCAAUAAGCCAACAACACACCAAUCAAGGAAUUACCAGCUCAGACAAACAAGCUAACGGUAAACAACAGCUUACUCAAGGAACCCCCAAAACCAUUCCCACCCACACUUGUUUAUAAAAUGAGAGCAAAUCCCUCUUUUCUAGCACUGAUGAUGUUACCUUGUUGGGUUAUAAAACAUCUGCAAGAAAACAAUCAAACUCAGAAACAACCAAGGACCCCACAGUCCUCCUCCUCCUCUCCUCUUCCUCCUUUUCUCCUUCUCCUUCACUCUGCAAGCCUCCUCCCUUCUAGCAUUGAUGGUGUUCCCUAGUUGGGUCAUGAAAUGUCUGCAAGAAAACAUCUAAGCUCAGAGAGGUGCAAGAUGCCACCAAAGGCCUCUACCAGCUGCCACGGGGGUGGGGGUGGAGACGGAGGCCUGGAGCAGAGAGAGAUGCGGGAGAAGCCACAUUUUUGCUCCAGUUGAGGAUGAACCAGGAGGGAGGGUUUGGCCAUGGCAAAUGGAACAGGAGCCAGGUGGGGUUCCAGGAGCCCAACUUCACCAGAGAUCAGCUGCUUUCCUGUCAACCUCUGCUCUGGCAGGCACCGACUCACUCUCUAGCACCCAGCCCCACCCGUCCCCAUUGCGAAAGGGUCCUGACAGACUUGGGCUGGUUCUCCUCCUUCCGUCACCCAGGAGGGCAGGGCCACGGAUGGAACUGCUCUGGCCAGAUGCAUGGAUGGCCUCACAUGACAGCAGCAGGCAGCUCCCUGGACUAGCCAUAAAAGACUGCCCAAGGUCUGGGCUGCCCCCAGAGGCUCCUCAGUCGGAUACCCACCCAGUCUGCCAGCUGCUUCUCCAAGAACUUGAGCACCAUGAAUAUUGGGGGACUUUCUCCUCCGGAACCAGCCACUGCUGAAAUCCAAGGCAUUGCUAACCAGGUGAAAGACAAGCUGGAGGAUGCGACGAACAAGAGGUUUGCCACCUACGAGGCCAUUUUGUACUGUGCCCAGGUGGUCGCUGGCAAGAAUUACUUUAUCAAGAUGCGAUGCGGUGACAAAGAGAAGGAUUACGUCCACCUGAGGAUCUUCCAGGCCCUGCCAGUUCAAGGCGGACAGGUUGAACUCUCCAGCUUCCAGGUGGACAAGACCAAGGAUGACCCCAUCACCUACUUCUAGGCACAGCCGUCCGUCUCCGCUUGGAGGGAAGCCGUGGGAGAAGCGAGGCGUUCACUGAGCCAUGGAAGCUUCUGACCAGAAUAAACACAUUUGCCCAAAAAUGCUCAUGCACUUUUGGUACAAACUGAGCUGGCUGGAAUUGGAGUCCUCUGUUUAUGACAGUUCAUUAGCGACCAUUCAAAGUUACAACGGCACUGAAAAAAAGGGGCUUAGGAUCAUUUUUUCACACUUAUGACCGUUGCAAGAUCCCCAUGGUCACAUGAUCAAAAUUCAGACGCUUGGCAACCAACUCGUAUUUAUGACGGUUGCAGUGUUCUUGGGUCACAUGAUCCCCUUUCGCGACCCCCUAUCAAACAAAGUCAAUGGGGAAGCCAGAUUCACUUAACAACCAUGUUACUAGCAUAACAGCUGCAGUGAUUCACUUAACGACGGUGGCAGGAAAAGUCUUAAAAUGGGGGAAAAUUUGCUUAACAACCAUCUCAACAAUAGAAGUAUUGGGCUCAAUUGUGGUUAUAAGUCGAAGACUACCUGUAGUUAGAAACUCUUCUGCUGAUUCAGCACAGAUUCUCCAAGCCCUGAAAAACCGGGAGGGGGGAGGCGGGGGGGGGGGGGCUGGGUAUGGGCAGGUCAGCAACCCAGAGACCCUCCCCAUGGCCUUUCCCUAAAGCAGACGCUCCAGAGACCCAAGAGGGGCAGCAGCCUCUCAGGUGGGUGCAGGGCCUCUUCUCUGCAGGAGGAAGGAAGGUUGUCUCAGGGCCGAGACAAGCUACCCCAAAGACUUCAGUCUGCUACAUCCAGAUUUAAAAAGCUGUCUUUAGGCUUGUGGGACGUCUAACCCUGCUCUAUUGGGACAAGGCAGACAAAAUGAAUGUUAGAUACUGGGAAAGGGGGAAAUUGUGGCUUACAAGUUACUUUCAGGAACCAUGAAUGCAUGCAUAAAAGCAACCAGCUGCUGAUUAAGAACUAAAACUUGCCAAGAGGAAUGGGAGGGAGGCUGGGGUGGGGGCUGCAGUCAGCGAUAGCUUUGUUCCACAUGGGAGAGAUUCAACAGAGGGGAUCCACCUCUUUAGAGUUGCUCUACUGACCCACAAAUGACCCUCUGAUCAUGGGGGGGUUCUCCCCGGAGCCGAGAGGGGACCCAUGGCCACAACCACACCCAGGAACCCUAGCAAAUGCCCAGAAGCACGGGGGUUGGGGGGCGGUACUACCUGAAGUCCUGCCGCGAUCAGGCCGCCUUGCUCCCCUUUGGAGACCCUCCGGCCUGAGCGGCCGCGUCUCUUUCGGCGGCCAGCGAUCCGGAGCGCCGCAGGGACCCAAGUCCGGCCGCAGCCUGAGCUGAGCCGGGAAC